CUGAAGGUGCAGACGCUGCAGUCCCAGUAGCCAUCGUCGGCGGGCGGCUUCAGUUGCCGCUUCGGCCUUCAAACGACACAAAACAACAGCGGGCAAGCUCGCUAUUAACUCUGCCUCUGUGAAUAAUGUUCAACCCGAAACGACUCGCUUACUGUAUGAGCAACUCCGAAGAAGUCGACUAAAUGAGGGAGCUUCUACCAACAAGCUAACAAGCUAGCCGCCAUGAAACAGUGAAAACAUCCAUCAAUUUACGAAGCCGUCUCGUUUUCUGGGAAUGACCUACAGAGGCCUCUUCAGUCGUGGAUUUUUAUUUUUACCUUGUGGGACUCUUCUUGUCGCCCAUAACACACAAGUUGGCGUCAACGGAAUUAAAAAGGAUCCUGUACCAAUCCAAAAAAUCGCGUUUCAGCUGUCUUGGAAACUCCGGUAGUGGAGUGUCAUGUGACCAGAGUUCAACCAAUCACGUUCAGUGUUAUGGCAACUACGCGACUCUUUUGAUGUGUCUGGCGGCCGAACUCUUGCGUUCAUGUUAAAUAGAGGAUCUUUGACACGUGUCGUUGCUGUAGCUUCUUAAAAUAGAAGAGCGCUCCUUUCAUAUCUAGAAGAUAUUUCCAUAAGGUUCAGCAUAACGUGGCUUAAGUAUAAAUAUGGUGUCCUCCACCCACUGUCCACCAGGUGGCAGCAGCGGUUAGCUUGAGAUUCACCAACGAAGAAGAGCGAACGCGGAAACUAUACAUCACACGUACAUCUUGUGUUAAUGCGGGGAUUAAACAUUCUUUAGGUUCUUCACAACAUACCGAUACUUCAUCCAGUGCAUCCACGCUUCCAAAAUGGCAUUCCGACAUCAGUGGCAUUCCGUGCGAGAGCAGUACGAGCAGCACUUCUCACCGAUGGACACGAGAGAGGUGACUGUGCAUCGCGUGGUCAACAUCGUCGACAGGAGAAGCGCCCACCCUUCUUCUGGGGGUGCGAUGAGCUACGACAGAGGGUUUGAUGACGACCAGUGGUACAACGAAGGUCCGAACUAUCACGGGGAAACGUGCCACAUGGAAGACGACUACCUGCCAAACCGCUACUACAACGAAAACCCCAACUAUGGCAAUGUCCGCAGAGAGUCGCCAUGCCGCCAUCAGGAGCCACCUUAUCAGCGUCCGCGUUAUGGCAGAGAUGAUCUGAGGCAUCAGUUACGCUCCAGGCAAAAUGGCCGCCCCGGUCCUUACUUCAAAACCAGAGGUCGAGGCCAAUCCCACGACCGAGAGGAGCGGAAUCACUUCAGGCACGGCCAGAACGUGGAGUGGGAGCGCUUUCCCGGAAAGCGGAAAGGCCCGCCAGCUGCCAAAAAGAACGGCUCCUCGGAGUCUGACAAAGGCUCUGGCCAGUCUCCAAAGACAGAUCAAAGCCUCGCUGUUACAGUCCACACCCCCAGCGGCUCGGUGGGAGAAUCUCCUCAAACGUCUUCAUUGUUGAAGCAGGAAAAACCUUCUGACUCUGAAACGGGAGCAGAGGAGAAGGAGGUGGUGCUGGAGGUGGCUCCUCCCAGCCUGGAGCCCAAGACCACUCAAGAUGAAGACGUGAAGGCCCGACGGUCGGAAGCCAUUAAAGCCAAGGCGCUGGAUAUUGAGAAGGAACCUCAUGUUGCAGCUCCAUCCAGCGGUGUCAGAAACAUCACCAAAUGCUUCACGGGUGGUACUAUUUAAAGUUCUACUCUCCAAAAUUAUGGAAAAACAACAAACUCCAAACCAAAUUGGAAUUCAAACCAUCAUCAUCCAAGUGUGUAUUUUGCUUUUUGGCUGCUUAUGUUGUAGGUGAUGCCCCCACACAAGGGUACAAGACAGCAAAUAAACAAAAAGUGUCAUUCCGUGUUAGGUUAAUGUUCAUGUUCGUGUUUGGUAUGAUUGACUUGUGUUUUUGUCAUGUGUGACCGUUGGUACUGUUUAAUGCUACUGAAGAUGCUGCCUGUCAUAUUAAGCACUGUCAGCAUGACAAACACGCCCGCCGAGUACCUGCAUGCCUUGAUGUUGUUCUGUGCUGAGGACUGUCAUUACGCAGAUCUGCCAGACUUUAAAGCAUCUGACAGUCUGGGGUAUUUUCUUUUGACUGUUCUGUGAGCACAUACCGUAGCUAGUUGUUGUACUGCGAGGACUACAAGUGUUUCCUUCAUAGCUGUAAUAACAAACUGGAUCCUGCCAUUAUUUCCCAUUCUGUAGUUUCCCUUCUGCUGGAGCCGUAAAAGCCAAUAGUGGGCUGAGGGUGGCGGAUUGAACCAAGUCUAGGACUUUACGAGCAUGCUGGAGCGAGUCGAGCCAAAGAAUUAACCCCAGGAGAAUAAAGUUGACCUUUGUUUGGCUCUUCUUCUUGGUGUUCAUGCAUACCCAUUCUCAUUUGUCAGUCAUGAUCAACCCUUUUUGUCUUCUUUCUCUGCCUGAGAAUCCAACAUACAAAUGAACAUCUCCAUAGUUGGAACUAAAAAGCCUCUGCAGACACUUAAAUGGUGUUUAGUCAGCGUAGGUUUCCCAACAAAACUCUUGAAUCUUGAAUCCGCCACGUCCGUUGAUUCAUGGUGACAACAAGCACGUUUUCCUUUCCUUUGUUGCCUUUCCACAGCACGUACCUUCAUAGUGAAGCAUUUAUAAGAGACAUGCCCAAUAUUGGUUUUCUUACACCUAUCCAAUGCUGUCUUCCCUUGUUUAUCAUGGGGGGUAGGUUCCCAAAAUAGCCCACAAUAAGUAAAAUCGGCAAAAUAGCCAACUAUAUUUUUGUACAAUGAUUCAAUAGGUUUUAAGGCUGUAGAAACCCUCACCAUACACUUUAUACACCUUUCUCACACAGGCAUGAACAUUUCUCUCUUGUUUAAACACUCAAAGUUCAAAUUUCCUUUGCGUUUUAAUGAUCGUCUUACGAGGUUGGACACAUGAAGCGACUUUCAGUCCUCUGAUCGUGGCUUGUCAUGGCGCCGUGAGGCUGUAGUGUUUUUGUAUCCUUGUUAAAACAUAUUCCUCCUCCUCGUCCCUCAUGAACCCAAGAUUCAUUUACAGUAUUCCAGGCACCCUACAGCCGCGUACCUUCUGCCUUCAUUCAGCAUGUAUGAUCAUACAACAGGAAACAGGCAAUACUGCACAAAGGAGAUUGGCUGUAGACCCUUGUCAUGAAUCACAACACAAUGGGCGGGUUCUCCCUUAGCCAAUCAGAAUUGUUGUGGCGCUAUAUUUACUGAGACAAACUGGGCACAUCUGGACACGCCUUCACCUCUCACAUGACCCUCUACCGGUAACAGCAGUAAAUACAAAAACAGGCACAAUGUGCCUUCAUACGCUGUUAAAAAAAACAUGCAAAAUUGCACUUUAAAAAAUCCACAAGAGAGCGAAUCCACAAAAUGUGAACAAGAGAAUGUUGCCAUUUUAAUUACAGAAGGCUAGCGAGCUAAAUGGUUAGCUUCCAAUUUAUUUAUUCUAAACCAAUAAAGUAUUUCAAACAGAGUAGGGAAGAAGGACAAAGUAAGAAGCCAAAAACAUACCACUUCCACAAGGAAUGGGAGGAUAACUUUUUUCACUCAUGUUGGACAUGCCAUGGCUGACUCCAUGCAGCGUUAAUCUAAUCUAAUCUCAUGUCUCAUCAAUGUAACAUUACUGACACCAAAGGACCACAAUACUACAUACUGUAUGACUUGUCUUUCACUAUUUGUAUUCAUUCUUUCAUUUUUGAAAAAGCAUGGUAAGUAUGAGUGAGGGAGUGAUGUUUGAACUCACUAGAAGGUGAUCAGAUGUUUACUCCAAAGCGUGAGAACUUUUCCUGGAGAAGGAGAGUGUGCGUACGUCAUGUACAGAUACACAAAUGCAUAAAUGGGCCCAAGACACAGUACACUGGUGCCUUGGUUAACACCAUCAACCUGUUCCAGAAGGUCCGACUCAAACCAAAAUGGACCAAAAAUCAUGUAAAUCCAAUUCAUCCCUUCCAGACAACAAAAAAUGUUAACACAAAGCACAUUUUAUAUACAAUAAUUCUAGUGUUACAUGCAGAAAAUGAUGCAAAAAUAAUGACAAAUGAAUGGACAAGUGAACAUUUAAUGUCACUUUUACCUCGUUUUGUUAGAAAGCAACCCAGAAAACCAUCAGAGAAGAAAAUAAGACACAAUGAACCACAGUUUGCAUGAAUAUACCAAAGUAAAUGUGAACGCUGUGGAGCCAAUAAACACGUACCUUGACUUUGAUGUAGGAAAUGAUCAAAAACCAAGCGCUGGCGGCAGUGACGUGGUGGAAGUGUCGGUGAGGAUGCCUUAUAAGGUGUGUGGUGACGUGUGCUAUGUUGGACUGUGUGAACACGCCUAGCUAACUCUGAAUGCUUAUGUUUUGUUGUUGGAAGCAGAAAUGAGUGUUAUGGAUGUCAGACGAGACCCAAGCGGAGUAGAUGUGUACACGUGGAGCACUCCCGUCACAUCUACAUACCUCUGAAAUGACCACGCUCUUCUCUUUAAGCCCUAAAACUGGGAGGUGUUGUCUCGUACGGUCCAUGGCCUUUCUCUGUUGUGUGUUUGUUACGUGGUGUAUGUCUCUACAACGCUCAUAGAAACAACCAAAAAUAGCGCCCGCAGCCCACUGCGCAUUGCUCAAUCACAUGGCCACGUGAUCCCAGAUGGCGGUGUACACAAACCGAAUGCCAUUUUAGAUGUUAAACAAGUGGGCGAACGUAAGCUAAGGCAUCAUUUGUUAAGUGAAAAAGGUGCUAACCGGGGCAGAUGUUAACCAAGGGACCACUGUAUUUAAAAACAAUUGGAAGAUAUUUUUGAAGCAAAGUCAAUUAUUGUUUUUUUUGUCUUGUUAAUGAGCAUCCUGUAUUUACGUGAAAAACUCCAAAGAUGUCAGUGCCUCACCAGCCAUGAGCCUCAGUGCAUGUUGACCCUGAUUGAAGGGUACAAGUAUUUUGGAGGACCUGGCUAUCCCGGCCGGCCCUAUUUGAGUAACUGGUCCCACAUGAAGGUGAUGAAGGGUUGCGAGUUCACACCUGGGGGGCCUACGAACGAACUUAACAGCCACUUUAGGUCAGCAGUAAAGUCCGUGAGCGAUGCAAGAGCUCGUUAGGAUACCGUGCCAAAGAAUGCUGCAGUGCACUAAAAGACUUUUGACACCUUGCCUUUUUAAGUAUGCUCACAUGAACACACACACACCUGUUUGGUGGAAUACACCAGUUUACCAGGAAUGGGUUCAUGGAGUUCACGCUUAGGAACAGCUGCCAGGCUGGUGUUGGUUUCUGCGUGUGCUGCGGCAGAAAAGGAUCCAAUACAAUUAGCUUCCAUUGAAGUUGGUGGUAAAGUAAGCAAAUAUGCCUUCGAUGAAACGUGAGCAAUGCAAGGUGGAUCACUGGUGCUUCACUACUCUGGUCAAGGCCAGAAAUAUAAAGCAAAAGAUACUUGGUCUGCACUUUGGUACACUUUGGUUAUUGUUCACAUUAUUGUAUUUUUGUCUUGUGACCAAAGGCUGUGCAGGAAAGAACGUGCAUCAGGUAAACAGUUGAUUGGGCAGCUGGGUUGAAUAUGUAGCUGACUUUUUAUAUUCUCUUGUAUUUGUUAGCUUACAUUUAAGGAAAAUAUACUUUUAAAAACACAGACACACACACAGAGGGAGACACGGGGUGUCCCGAGCUGAUAUUUAUGUUGGAUAGGGGUCCGAUAUCAGGAAAGAAAAAAAUGAUUACUCUGGCCUGCAUUUAAAAUCUCCAAUACUGGCAGUCCGAUACAAGGUGUCCAUUCUGGACUCCACUCCAGCAGGGGCCAGCUAGAUCGCACGUGAUCACAACAGUGUGUGCUAACGUGCUAACAAUAAAGUAGCAUGGAAUAGGAGUGAUGGUGGCUGUGUGGUAGUAUUUUUUGUUCAAGUCCAGAAAAAGACGAUGCAGCCGAGUGGAAAACUUGUCAUGCACAAGUUUCCUGUGUUGGUGACUAAAGUCAUUGUGCAGUUGAAGCAGCAUCACACGGGAAACUCCCACAGGACAGCAAUAAGUCAGUCAGUCAGUUAGCAAGAACAGCUCCAGUUGGUGAUGAGUAAUGUCGGGUUUAACGCUUCAGUGAGCACCUUGAGCCUCACUACAUGAUGCUACUAGCCUAGCUGCUACAUGAUACUGUAACUACAACUAUACAGCACAUGCAUAAAUAUACCUCACUACGUGAUAUCAAACUGUACAGCACAUGCAUAAGGACUUACAUGGCUGUUUUUCUCAUAUCUACUGUUGCUGAUUAUUGUUUUCUGUUUGUCUGAUAUGACUUGAUUAAGCCUCUGCUAACAUUCCACACUGGAAAAUUAUGGAAUCACAGGAGUGCCAAAAUUAAAAGGGAAUGCAUGCGGAAAUACAAAGAGAAUCAAUAAUACAAAAAUAUUAUUUUUCCAUGUUGCCAUUGUUUUUCCUGUUUUGUCUUUGUCUUUUCCACUUGCCUUUUGUCAUUGCAUUUAGUCAUGACAAAGACAAAAGAAUGAUUGAAUUAUUGUCUUUGUUUUUCCAUUUUGGCAUCGCUUUUCCUGUUUUGUCUUUGUCUUUUCCAUUUGCGUUUCGUCAUUUAGUAAUGACAAAUGCAGUAGCUUGCAAAUGCAAAAGAAUUUGCAUGGUAUUGCAUUUGUCAUUACACAGCCUUUGCUGUGGGCGGGUCAUUCGGGGGAAAUUUAAAUAUGGUGGACAAAUUGAAAAGACGUGUUCAACGAGAAUUAUGAGCAAUUGCACGGUUGGUGGAAGAUGUCAUGGAAAGUUUUGAUAAAAAAGUCUUUAAAGGCUAUAUCUGCGUUGAUGAUUGCAAAUAUGGAUGAAGCAGUGUGGUGCAAUCUUAAGCAGGUAAAUGCCUUAUUUUAUCUUAUUUAAAUUUCCCUGUUUACUUUUGAUAAACGUGUACUUGCGUCUACUUUCUGUCCGGUACAUUUUUUCCGGGCUCCCGAGUUUCCAUAACGACAUAGCCACUGCAAGCAGAAAUCGUGUAAUCACGUAUGGAGUCGUCAUCAUUUUGCAUUUGCAAGCUAUUGCAUUUGUCAUUACUAAAUGACGAAACGCAAAUGGAAAAGACAAAGACA
Messenger RNA from Dunckerocampus dactyliophorus (ringed pipefish), 7046 nucleotides. Its product is annotated as periphilin-1-like. The transcript is spliced from 10 exons. Gene Ontology annotation, biological process: negative regulation of DNA-templated transcription; protein localization to heterochromatin; negative regulation of gene expression, epigenetic. The coding region runs from base 831 to 1697 and encodes 288 amino acids. The record is from RefSeq and is a predicted model, not a curated record. Gene Ontology annotation, cellular component: nucleoplasm. NCBI's taxonomy places the organism in Eukaryota, Metazoa, Chordata, Actinopteri, Syngnathiformes, Syngnathidae.